AUGGCUGGAGAGAAGCGUAGUAUGCCCGGUAACGCUAAUCAGUCGGCCAAGCGCCAGAAGGGCCAGAAGAGUGGGAAGCCAGGAUGGCAAGCAUCCGCCCGCAAAGUCAACAUUGACACUGGCGAUGUGGGUGUGAUUGUGACCUGCGACAUGGGUCGAGAAGGCAAGUGCAUCGCUGAAACAAUGGACAUCUUCUCUCAGGCUCUGGAGGCUUCCGGGCAGCUCAAAGGAAAUGAUCUUGAUGAGGAUGAGGAUGAGGACGAGGGUGAUAUCGAGGCCCAGAUCCAAAGGGAGCUGGCAGGCUUGAAGCCCAACAAGGAAAAAAAGCGCCCCUUCGAAGCUAUUCGCUUAGAAAUGCCCUGUGUGAUUUUCGUGCGACUCGAAAAGACUGUCGAUCCCGUAGAGCUGGUCCACCGUCUAUGUGCUGAAGCACGGGCCAAUCCAGAGACGAAAAAGAGCCGAUACGUCAAGCGUAUGACCCCGGUUACUGAGGUCCGAAAGACUCUUAGUGUGGAUCUCGAAGCCUUUGCUCGUGAGAUCCUCAAGCCACACUUCCACUCGGGAGGGCCACCGAAAAAGUACGCCAUCCGGCCUUCCGUAAGAGGAAACAACAAGUUCAAUCGAGACUCUAUUAUCAAGACCGUCGCCGAUAUCGUUGGUAAGGAGCACCCCGUGAAUUUGAAAAACUACGAUAAGAUGAUUCUGGUUGAUGUCUGCCAGAAUAUCAUUGGAAUGAGCGUCGUGGAAAGCGAUUACGACCAGCUUAAACGGUUUAAUCUGGCGGAGAUCUACGACCCAGCCCCGAAAGAAGGGGCUGCAGUGGCCAAGUCAUAG
Molecule: messenger RNA, 834 nt
Organism: Penicillium daleae
Lineage: Eukaryota; Fungi; Ascomycota; Eurotiomycetes; Eurotiales; Aspergillaceae
Product: THUMP domain-containing protein
Exons: 6
Coding region: 1-834 (277 amino acids)
Biological process (GO): tRNA modification
Molecular function (GO): RNA binding
Source: RefSeq, a predicted model, not a curated record